Messenger RNA from Dacryopinax primogenitus, 1380 nucleotides. RefSeq names its product DUF383-domain-containing protein. NCBI's taxonomy places the organism in Eukaryota, Fungi, Basidiomycota, Dacrymycetes, Dacrymycetales, Dacrymycetaceae. The transcript has 7 exons. The record is from RefSeq and is a predicted model, not a curated record. Bases 67 to 1380 code for a protein of 437 amino acids.
GCAGACCUCCUUGGACUCUAUACAUCUACAUUCUUGCUUUGAAGGGACGACUGAUCAGGUGUAAACAUGUCUAUGGAAGCGCAGCUGGAGGAGCUCCUUCAAUUCCUGCAUGGUCGAAAUCCUCAGGCACGGCAGGUCGCGCUUGCCAACCUCGUCGGACAUACAGCAAAGGAAUCACUAUAUCGAAGUUUGUUUGUUCCACGCUCGUCGGGAGGACUCAAACCCAAGGGAGAGGGGAAACAGGCGGUCGUGAUUAGGGACUUGAAGCUGCUGUGUAUGGACCAGCCUGCAACAGCACAUGAUGCGUUCCGCGCCCUCGUCAACAUAUCGGACAAUGUGCAAGUGAUCUCUCACCUCAUCGACACCACCUUCCUCAUCUUCCUCGCUUCCUACAUCCUCAACCCUACCUCCGUACUUGCCGAUCUCGCGUGCAUGCUUCUCAGUAACAUCACCGUCAACCCGUCUGCAUGUAGCACAUUGGUGAUGAUGAAGCUCCCUGUUAUACCAUUGCCGAAGGAGAAGCCGCCCUUCUACCCCACCGCGAGCAGGAGCGCAACAAGCAAUGCACCGGCGAGUUACAGGCCUUCGCAACAAGAGAUACAAGUGGCCGCACUGCCUUUACUACUGGACGCGUUUAUCGAUGGUGCGCACGUACAAGUUGCAGGCGAGACUCAGGAGAAGCGGAAGGGAGAUCUGCACUUCCUCUCGAGUGUGUUUGCAAACAUAUCAGCCAUACCCGCAGGACGCACGUUCUUCCUUACACCCCUGUCGCCUGAACCGUCGGUAUUUGGAGAGGGAGGCAGAGCCGAGUAUAUGCUGGCCAAAUUGCUCGCCUUUACGGAACAUACGGAUCUGAUCCGCCGUGGAGGAGUCUUAUCCACCAUAAAGAAUUGUGCAUUCUAUGCCCCGGCACACCGCGCUCUCCUAUCCCCUGAGACAGUAAAGGUUAAAUGUCCACCAAGCGAGAUACCAGCUCCCGGAAUCAGCAUCUUGCCUUUCCUGCUCCUCCCCCUGGCGGGACCAGAGGAGUUCGACCUAGAUGACCAGGAACUCCUUCACCCUACGCUCCAGUUCCUCCCUCCGACGAAGAGCCGGGAGAAGGACCCUGUGCUCAGGCUUACGAUCAUCGAGAGCUUUCUGUUGCUUUGCACCACCCAUUGGGGGCGGGAGCGGCUUCGGGAAAACGGGACAUACCAGAUCAUACGGGUGAUGCAUGAGACAGAGGAGGACGAAAAGGUAAUAGAACAUAUAGAUCGACUAGUCAACCUACUAAAACGGGACGAGACCGAGGAGACAAAGAAGGACGACGGCAUCGUGGCACGCGAGCUGGCUGAGGAAGGUCUGAUACCGGAUGACGAAGACGCCAUCAUGGAGGUGUAG